Molecule: messenger RNA, 990 nt
Organism: Caenorhabditis elegans
Lineage: Eukaryota; Metazoa; Nematoda; Chromadorea; Rhabditida; Rhabditidae
Gene: Y39B6A.37
Product: Structural protein
Exons: 2
Coding region: 8-952 (314 amino acids)
Source: RefSeq, marked reviewed
GGUUCUGAUGCCCCAAUCGUCCGAAAUCCCGCAGAUUCCUGAAAAAGCCCGAAAUCUCACAAAAAGAGAGCUGAAAACGCUGAAAAAUGCGCUCGGGAAGCAAGGAUUAACGAUGGAACAGCACGAAAAUGCUCAAAAAUCCACAAAACCCUGCGAAAUCCUUCAAAUCGACACUUUUUCGAUUGAUAAUUCGAAUUUAGAAGACGGCUGGUACGUUGGAUAUGGCGUCGAGUACAAUGGCGUCGGAAUUUCGGCCGCCGGGGGGGCUCCAGACAGCUCGGCGAGCAGUGAAUCCGGUGAUCUACCGCCGGCUGAAAAUCGAGAAGCCGGCGGCGGGGAAAGCAGCGGAUUCGAUUCGGAUCCACCGACUGAUGAUGAUGAUGAUGAAGCACCGCAAGAGCUGCUGGAACGGCGAGAAAGUGAUGAUAUUAGUGAUAAAGGACAGCUUUUGUAUGGAUUGGACAGUGAAUUUUAUGUUGAUAAGGCGCUGAAACCCACAAAUGUCGAAUUUCACGAUAAAAAUGACACGAAAAGCUUCAAAACUGGCGAAUUUGUCACAACACAGCGCUUCGGAGUAGCCACCACCACCACAAAAUGCUCUGAAACCGACGAUGAAUUUCCACAAGGUUAUCAAAUCAUUGGUGAUGGAAAUGUUCCAUGUGCCACCACGUCAGAAGAUGAGGAUGACGUCAUCACCACCGAUAACUUUGAUGACGUCACCACGAGCUCUGGAUUAUGGUGCAAUUUCGUGAUAUCUCCGGAUGAUUUUGUGAGAAAAAAUGAUGUGGAAAAACUGGAAAUUUCCGAGGAAAAAUCGAUGACAAUACCGCUUGAUGGUGACAAAUUGGCACAGAUAUCCGCUGCAAUGGCGAAUUUUCAGUUGCCUACACCGCCCGGCUGGGAGGGUGUCAGCGAUUCGAAAAUAUUGGAAUUUGUUAGACAACGAGUCUGAAAACUGUGUGCUGAAAAUCCAAUAAAAAUCACUUGUUU